AUGAGUCCACAUGAGGUCAGAUCAGUGUCGACAUUCUUGGCUGGAGAUCGAAGCGUUGACUCCCGAAAAAUUGGCACAGAACAUUGGCCAUUAAAGUUGAAUGUGCAGUUCUAUGAACAUUCACCUGAAGAAUACUAUGCUAAGGCAUGCAUUCUGACCGAGAGAACCGGCCAAAUCACCUGUUUUAUGAAUUCCACUUACAGCAGAGACGCUUUAUUAGAUGAGUGCGACUCCACGAGAAUGGGAGUGUCAUCCUCCUUCCCGAUGCUGAUACUCACUUGCCUCUUGAUAGUACUAUUUCUUGCCGUAGGAGCUGCAAUCAUUUUUCUCAUCCAUCAUAUAUUCGUCCAUUUCUUCCACGCAGCCAGAUCGCAUCGGAAAUUCCAUAAAAAGUCUCAAUGCACCGCUCUGUUACCUGCGAUUCAAACCCAAAAAUUCGAUAUCGAAGAAGAUCGUCUUACAGUCAUCGAGGAAGAGAAGGAAGAAACAUCGCGAAUGAGUCCAUCCUCGUCGAGUACGGAAAUGGGAAACGAUGGAAAAGUUUUCUCUUUCAUCUCGAACGAAACAACGCGCACAUCACCACAACCUGUACAAACGGUU
Molecule: messenger RNA, 600 nt
Organism: Strongylus vulgaris
Lineage: Eukaryota; Metazoa; Nematoda; Chromadorea; Rhabditida; Strongylidae
Source: the annotation of a GenBank genome assembly